AGGAAAAACCAUAUUGUAACAAUUGUAUUGUUUGCUAGGCGUGAUACAUUCAACCACCUGACAACCUGGCUCGAGGACGCUCGUCAACAUUCCAACUCCAAUAUGGUCAUCAUGUUAAUUGGUAACAAAAGUGACUUGGAGGCCAGAAGAGAUGUAAAGAAAGAAGAAGGUGAAGCGUUUGCCAGAGAACACGGCCUUAUCUUCAUGGAGACUUCCGCUAAAACAGCAGCAAAUGUAGAAGAGGCUUUUAUAAAUACAGCCAAAGAAAUUUAUCAAAAGAUUCAAGAUGGUGUGUUUGAUAUAAAUAAUGAGGCUAAUGGUAUAAAGAUUGGACCUCAGCAUUCCCCCAGCCCUAGCUUGCCCUCCUCGUCAGGUGGUGGAUCACAAGGGAGCGGAUGUUGUUAAAACAAGGAAAUCCCUCCUAGUGGGAAGGGGAGGCAACCAAGGAAACUCAAAUUCUGUUGGCAUUUGGGAAUAUUCUGAUCACAUUUUAACACAGUAGAAAAAUAUUUACAGGAAAAGUUAUUAUGGUUUUUUUUUGUUUGUUUGAAAUCCAAGUUUUUGAUAUUAUUUUUAUCUAAUGGAUAAAAAAAAAAUAUACUGCUGUUAAAGAAACAUAAUAUCAAUUUAUUUAAAAUAUACAUGUAUAUAACAUUUGACUUAGCAUCUUCUCCAAUAUUUCUCUUUUUUAUGGUUAUGUUUUUACUUAACAUUUGAUUCUUUGUACCUACAUGUAUGAUAAAUUUAUUUCAUUUCCAUAGGUAUUGAGAAAAAUAUUAUUCUAUCAUGACCUAACAUUUAAAGUGUUACAAUAUUCCUUUUCAAUAUAAAAUUUCAGAAACCAAGUAGGGUAGAAUUAAAUAUGAGUAUGGUAGAAUGGUGUAUGUGUUUAAUUUCACCUGUCAGAAAAGGUGAAUUGAGUGUGGUUAAUGUGUGUUAAAGAUGUUUUAUUUAUGGUUGUAAAAUGUGGUUUUUGUACAUAGAUUUUAUUUCAUAGUCAUCUAUAUAUGUGUUUAUCUCUUUUUAUACGCCCGUCUUAAGACGGGACGUAUUAUGUUAUAGGCUUCGUGUCCGUCCGUCCGUCUGUCCGUCCGUCCGUCUGUCCAUUCGUGUCCGGCUCAUAACUUCAAUACUAUUAGGCCUAGGAUUAUCAAACUUUGUCAACUGAUACUUCUUGGGUAGACGGUGUGUCGCGCACCAAAAUUAGGUCGCUCUGACCUUUAAUAAAGAUGCUAUGGCCAAAUAUGGAAAAAUCCUGUCCGGCUCAUAACUAGAAAACUAUUAGACCUAGAGCUAUCAAACUUGGCAAAAGUAUACAUCUUAGGUAGAAGGUGUGUCGCGACCUAUUUCAAGGUCACUGUGACCUUUAAUUUUAGUGAAAUUUUUUAAAAAUUUAAGUUUUUUAAAUUUUAAAUUUUGUAAUCCUAAAAAUGUAAAAAAUAGAGUUGUAUCCUUAUUAAAAAGUAUUAAAUCAAGUAAAAACUUAUUUUUUCAUCAUAUACUUUACAGCAACCUUAAACAAAUUUCAGUGUUAAUGAGAGGAAUUCAGUUUGUCCCAUGGGCAUAAUUAUCAAGCACUGGUCAGGAAGAAUUUUGAUAGCAGAAAGUUGCAUGUCAAAUUAGAGAGAAAUUAAUGAGUUUAGUGUGAGGAGGUUUGGUGUUAUCCCUUGGGUAUUGGGCAAAUGGACAGCCAG
Molecule: messenger RNA, 1694 nt
Organism: Saccostrea cuccullata (small rock oyster)
Lineage: Eukaryota; Metazoa; Mollusca; Bivalvia; Ostreida; Ostreidae
Product: ras-related protein Rab-2-like
Exons: 4
Biological process (GO): vesicle-mediated transport
Cellular component (GO): Golgi apparatus
Molecular function (GO): GTP binding; GTPase activity
Source: RefSeq, a predicted model, not a curated record